GCGGCGGGCGCGACAGCGCGAGCGGUCCAGCGUCGAGUGGCGGAGCAGCACUCGAGGGUCGUCAAGUGCAAGAGCGAGCGAGGGCAAGGCGGGCAGCGCUGGACAGCAAGGAGCAGCAGCAGCAGCAGCAGCAGCGGAGCCAGGGGGAGGCGCUGGACCGCGACAAGACGGAGGCGCAGAGGGCAGCGGACGACGCCGCGGCUGCGGCGGCCGUCGAGUCGGACGCAGACGCGACGCUGCUGCUGGGCCGGUCCCCGCAGCGGCUGGCCUCCAGCCUGCGCGGGCUCUUCGCCACCGCCAAGUUCGACACGACAGGUUGCCCGCCCCGCCCUGCCACGACCACGACCAUGGCCGGCUGAAGUGCCGCCGUUCCCACCCGGCGCCGGUUUCCGCCACGCAGAGGCGCUAUGGCCGCACUAGGAGUCUACUAGCGCCAGCGGCAGCAGCAGCUCCAGCGCCGUCACCAUGAGCCUGCCGGCGCGCCUGCGGGGAUGGCUCACCGGCUUCGCGGCCAUCGCGUCGGUGCCCAUCCCCUUCGCCGACCUGCGCUCCGCCAUCUGGGCCAAGCUGCACGAGCCCAAGUCGCAGCGCAAGCUCAUCCUUGUUAUCGUGUCGAUCGCACUACUGCUCGACAACAUGCUCUAUAUGGUGAUCGUGCCCAUAAUCCCCGACUACCUGCGCUACGUUGGCGCUUGGGGUCCACCUCCUACGGUUCCGCCCCCGGACCCCAACGCGACGACCACAGUGGCACCGCCCAAAGGUGCACCAGUGCAUCGGGACCACCACGGACAGGACUCCGCCACGGGGAUCUUGUUCGCCAGCAAAGCCAUGGUGCAGCUUAUGGUGAACCCGUUUUCUGGGGCCCUUAUAGAUCGCAUUGGCUACGACGUGCCCAUGAUGAUCGGCUUAACCAUCAUGUUCCUGUCGACGGCAGUGUUCGCCUGCGGACGUAGCUACGGCGUACUCUUCUUUGCGCGUAGCUUGCAAGGCGUGGGAUCUGCCUUCGCAGACACAUCCGGUCUCGCGAUGAUCGCCGAUCGUUUCACGGAGGAGUCAGAGCGCUCCAAAGCCCUGGGUAUCGCUCUCGCCUUCAUCAGUUUCGGCUGCCUCGUGGCACCACCAUUUGGAGGAGCGCUGUAUCAGUUCGCUGGAAAGGAGGUUCCCUUCCUGGUACUGGCUUUCGUUUCUCUCCUAGACGGUUUCAUGCUUCUUCUUGUCAUGAAGCCAAUCAAAGAGCAGAUCAAAGAUUCACAGCGGGAGCGUGUCGCAGGAACUCCAAUAUGGAGGCUCUUCAUCGAUCCUUACAUCGCUGUGUGUUCUGGAGCACUAAUGAUGUCCAAUGUAGCGCUCGCUUUCCUCGAACCUACAAUUUCCCUCUGGAUGGAGGACAAUCUGACGACGGAUAACUGGAAGAUCGGAAUGAUCUGGCUGCCAGCAUUCUUCCCUCACGUGUUCGGCGUUGCCCUGACUGUGAAGAUGGCAAAACAAUAUCCUCAGUACCAGUGGUUAAUGGCGGCUGGUGGUCUCGCUCUAGAAGGUCUCUGUUGCUUCAUAAUCCCAUUUGCCACGUCGUACAAAGCGCUCAUGGUUCCCAUAUGUGGCAUAUGCUUCGGUAUUGCGCUGAUAGACACCGCGCUCCUACCUACACUUGGCUAUCUUGUGGAUGUGCGCUACGUCUCUGUGUACGGAAGUAUUUACGCUAUCGCAGAUAUCUCAUACUCGGUGGCAUACGCAGUGGGUCCCGUUAUAGCGGGCGGUGUCGUCGAAGCAAUCGGCUUCACAGCUCUCAACGUUGGUAUUGCUUUCGCAAACCUACUAUACGCCCCUGCAUUGAUGUAUCUCAGGCACAUUUAUGACUUCAAGCCGUUGGAGAACGAGGCAAAUAUACUGGUGGGAGAUCCGCCCGACAAGCAGUAUCAGACCUACACGAUGCAAGACCAACGACCGGUUUCUACAGACCUCAAAAAUCAUCUUGAAUACUCUCGUUUUCAAGAGGAUGAAUCACAAGGUAUUCAGGAGACGAAUGUCGACAAGGCAUUAGAGGCAAAUGGGUAUGCCCCCACAGUUACAGGAGGAUACUACCAGCAAGACCAGCCUCCACAACAACAGUAUGCUCAGGAUCCAAGUUACCAGCCUCAAGUAAAUCAGAGUCAAGCUUUCCAGUCACAACAACCAGCAGGAGCGCAAUCGUACCACACCGCACCAGUCCAGCAAAGCUACCAGCCAGCGGCACCGACUCAGCCAUUCCAGUCGCAAAGUGGGUACCAGGCUCAAGCAUAUCAGAGUCAAGGCUAUCAGCAACAAGGUUACCAGGCCCAACAGCAGGGAUACCAUCAACCACAGAACUACCAAGUGCAACAGGGCUACCAACCGUCAACUCAGGCCUACCAGAGGCCUACAGCGAGCGUUGCGAGGUCGUCACAAGAUCAGGCUCCGGCUAGGCAAACGGACACGAACCCGUUUAGGGUGGCAGCGAGUGAACCACCGCCUGUGCAACAGCCCCAGCCCCUAAGUGACAAAAACCCCUUCAGGCAGGGCUUUGGCUAUUAGAAUGUAAAAAUUAUGGCGUUCGGUAAUGAAGACUGAUACUCCCCUAUCUACGUGUGUGUGUGAAUAUGUUUAUGUGUCUGUGUGCACGUGCCGGGGAAAGGCAUGGAAAGACAAAGAACAAAGAUGAGGUUAGACGAAGCAUGAAAGUGAAUGUGGUAAUAUAACUUAGGAUUUAAGCAAUAAACGAGUGUUUCUUUCUUUCCACUGGAUCCACGAAAUUUUUCUUUGGGAUUCGUGAAAUUCAAAACUCACAAUGUAACGUUCAUCGUCACUGGAAGCGAAAAAGUGGAAGUAAUGUGAUAAGAAUGUGAACUCGUCGAAUUUAACUUUUGUUAAACAUACUACAUCAUAUCAUUCCAUCCUCACUGGUUUAAAUUUAGAAAUAAGUCCUCUGGAACCGUGUAUUCAUAUUAUUUUGGUUUAUGAAGAUCAGCAAUAAAUUUCAUCCUAGCAUCUGGCCAUGCGAACGACAGCAAAAUGAAGCAUUAUGUGGCGAAGAAUGUACUGAUUUGUAGAUCAUUCACGAACUGCUGCACCUCAAAAACACUAGUGUUGAUUCCGUAAUAUUCUGAGAAGUCUCAGUAAUGUCCGCCUUUAUUUUUAGAGACGUGUAGGUUAUUGGAGCACUUUGAUGUCUGCUACUGAAUAUAUGGAUUCAUUUACGGUAUGGAGCUUAGUUAGAUUGUACAAAAUGAUUUUCAGAGUUAAAAAGACACUCGUGAAACAUAUCGUUCGCGUAUUCAUAGAUAGUGUUACUUGUUUUUGUAAAGAAACUUAGGUGAACACAAUUGAUCAUUUUGAAUAAUCGUUGUUAUUGGACAUAUAUUUAUAUAAAUAUAUAUAUAUAAUUAUGUAAAAAAUAGUGUAUAGGUUUUUAAAUGAUGUAACUAUGUAUAUAGACAAGCUGAAAAUUAUUUCCUUCCUAAAUCAUACACUAGGAGACUUGACUUUUGUUCUAUGGUAUUAGCAUCAGUAGAUGUAAAACCUGAUGUAUUUUGUUUUGUAACACAUAGAACAUAAGUUUUAUACAGAGGUUCCAACGUCAUGGUCCCUUUGAAAGUUGUAUAUAAGAUAUCGUUUAUGUUACUUUAGCUGAACUUCUUACAUUUGUCGCUAUCUUCAAUGACAAACAACCAAGAAUUACGUACAUAUCAUGUGGAAACUAUAUCGUAUAGCUGUUAAGAUGUGUGAUAUUUCCAGUGUUACGCGACAAUUUGUACUGGCUCUCAAUGUAGUGAUACUGUUAUGGAUAGUUAGCUCUAUGUACAUAUAUAUAAACACAUAUAUAUAUAUGUUAGAGAGUUUAUAUAUCACUAUGUAACAAACGGCGCACGUAAAGCAAGGUCUAGGCUGUAGAAAAGAUCUCCAUACAAUGGCGAAUGACAUUUAUAGAAAAAAAGUAUGUUGCAGUUCUGUUCCAUCUGCUAGUUCGUUACUUGUUUUAAAAAUGUACGCUUUCUAACCGUGAAUUCAACAGUCCUAAAUAUGUUAUAUCAAUUAUUUUAAGCUUCUGUGUCCAAAAUGCUGUUUCGUUAUGUAGUAUAGUGUUUCAGCCUUACGGUUAACUUUCAUUAAAAUUCAGCUUCUUGGAUCGAGAAGAUACUACCCAGUUUCUGUAUUACCAGGGCGAUGUAUGGGCACAUUAUUUUUCAGAUUGAGUUUUGGGAAAGUAGUAACGUAAUUUGUGACGCCUUAUUCUGUAUAUAUUACGCCGAUGUUAACAUUGGACCAACUCCUGAAGUAAGAGCCCUCUUAUGGAUUGCAUAACGUUAUUUGAUUUCUCUAAAAAAAGCACUUUAUUUUUCUACGUAUUUAGUCUUUUUCCAUGUGUGGUAUUUAAUUAUGGUGUUCCCAUGCAAUAAACUCGUUAACAUAAUCUGGGAAUGAUACAUAUCACUCAUAUUUCUAGAAAAUUUAGAUUCAACUAAAUGUUUCGUAGCGUCAAACAAGAGUAAAAAUUUUGUAUAAUAGUGGCAGUAGAGGCAGAAUAUUAUGAAACAAAUUUUAAUCAUUGCAACUAAAAAACUAGUAACGACGGUGUAUAUACAGCAAAUCGGAGCGAAAAAUCGGUAGAUUCCUUAUGAUGCACGCAGUCUUAGUUUUAAGACCCUUAACUACUUAGCUAUAUUCUGUUACUUAAUUGCAGUUUCACUUUUUUCCUGUGCCUUAAGAUGACACAAAAGCAAAGUCCACAGUGACUUACCAGUUGAUUCCGGCAAAGUCUAAAUUCCUCUCCAGUAGAUGUCUUAGUUGAAGUCACUGUGGAUGUAUGUUAACAUAAGGAAGCUGUUAAACUGCUGCAGUCCAUUACUAUAAUGUAGUACUUAAAUAAUUUUAUUAUUCUGUACUAGCACGAGUUUCGAAAUUUGGCUGUCCAUAUCAAAUGUCUGCAGUACAUUUGUAAAAAUGAAUAACUACGUUUCUCGUAAGUUAGGGGUAAUAGUGACAUUAACCAGAAAAAAUAAAACGAUUUCAGGAAUGAUCACGGAGUUCAUAGUUAUUCACAAGUGAAAUGAGGUUAUGUGAAAAUGUCACCGGGUUCGUCGUCCUCCUCCCAAAAAAAAAAAAAUGGACUUGUUCGGAGACGUAACAUUAAAGCUUCACAAUACACUGUUUUACAAAUGUCAGCUGAUGUCCAUAAACAUGUGGCAGCCGUCUGAUAAAUUCGAAACCACUCGUGGUGGCCGCGAUAAAUUGUUUUAAGCGUUAUACCAAUUUUAAUUGUUGAUACCUUGUUCAGAACCGUCUUUUUUGGGAAGAUAAUGUUACUUCUUACGUAAAAGGUAUUAUUGUAUUAAGAAAAACAAUUGCUGUACAUAACAAAAAUGUUUUCAAAGGCAAACCUCUUUAUUCGUAGUAACUUCAUUAACACACACUUCCAGAAUGUGAGUUUUAAAUAUUAUGAAUAUAUGAGUUCUUAUUUUUUAUUGCCCAUUAAAAUGCUCCACAUUUCAUAAAUUGCAUAAUUGUCAGCAGUACACAGCCGGAGAUAUCGGAACCGCAUUCAACGUUUGUAAGAGCUCUUGACACCAACACCUGCAGUGGCUUUAGUAAGCCUAGCACUAACGUUGGUGCACUAACGUUGGUGCUGUCCACGUUAUGGAAAAAAGAAAAACACACACAUGCACACUCACUGCAGAAUUUAAGAUAACAUCGAAAGUCUACAAAAGUAGUGUCUGAAGGCUUUAUCUUUCUGUGUAAGUUGUAGCCGUAGGAAUCAUGUAGCUAUUUCCUUCACCAGUGAAGCUGAACUGUCAGGAUACUGUUGAGUGAAGGUUGGAUGUGGCUGAUGUACUUCUGUACUGACUUCCGUAGGCUGCAAUUGUUGAGUGUGGUUGAGUGCUGAAAUGGGUUCAGUGUGACUGUAAAUGGAACUCUGGAAACACAGGCACAGGAAAUAUUAAGACGUUUUAUUUAACAACAGAAAAAUAAAAUUCACUUUACAAAUUAACUACCAGGUCUUUAUACAACACAAACUUCUUUCAGGUAACAAGUCAUUUAUAUGAAUUAAAACAGUUUUCGGUUAAACUACAAACUAAACACAUUAAAAAUAAUUUAGAGGAAUCCACUUUAGUUGUACUAAUUAUUUAUUGUAACCACGACUGAUUUCUGGAUUUUAAAAUCCCAUAUUCAGGUGUGUGAAAUUAUUGUGUUUGGUAAAACACAUCAUGCGGUCGUAUCAGUCAGUGCAAGUGCUCCAAUCACUGCAUGUUCCUACCGGUGCGGCGCCCCGGCGGCGGACAGCUUCUGCCAACAUGCAGUAAUUGGAGCUCUUGCACUGAGUCAUCCGACCACAAGUUGUGUUUUACCAAAUACAAUAAUUUCAUGUUCCUGAACCGGUUGUCCUUUCAAUAAAUAAUUAAUACAACUGAAGCGGAUCUCUCUUAAUUAAUUACCAUGCCUCUCAGUUCUGGAUGUUCUACAUACCAUAUCUUGUGAAAUUAAACAUCACUACUGUUGCAGUCACUGUUGACUAAUUAAGUAGCACACCGCAAUUCACCAGCACCCUUUUGUCCUCACUGCCUUAAAUAAAUGAAUCAGUUAUAAAUAGGAGUGUGUAAUCUCUCAUCUUUCUCACAUUUCUUUCGGUACAAACGCUUGUUUGGUACGUACUCUGUCUGACAUUUUUCGUUAACAUGAAGCAAUGUUUUACAAAUUUUUUCGUUACCUCUACUCAUAACUAGAUGAUCAUUAAUAUUUGUCAUUACUUAAAUGAGAGAUAUAGAAAAAUUUUCAGGACAAAGUCACAUCAUCUGACUGUUUGAGUAGAAUCAGUAUUCAUAUUUAGGUUUGCCGUAUUUGUGAAAAAUUACAAAUAGUCACUUUAGUUUACUACUUGUGGGAAGAAAGAUUUGUUACUUAGUUUACUGCACGUUGACACUGCGAAUAACAUGUGCUUUGACUGGAAAAUUACUACAUUGUGUAGAACAUUUAAAGACAUAACUGAGCCUGUUAUAUAAUAGUCUUUGUCUGAAGAUGAAGACGCACCAUUAACAUUAAACUAUUUAACAAUACAAAUGCAACAGGUAUAUCUUACACAACAAUUUCCUUCGGAGUUGUUAUUUCCUCAGUGACGAGACUAACGACGAUAUAAGGAAUGGUUUUCCUUACGAGGUUCAGAGAAGGAAAACAGAAGCCUACAUGUUCACACUAUCCCCUGUUAAGCUAAAAAUUUACUACAAUACAAUGAUAUUUUUUGUAAGCAAAUUAAAUAAUUAAUUUUCUUUCUUUUUCUAUACUAAAUCACACUGAUUUCCCUAGCCCUAAUUCUAAUACGCUACAAUAUUUCUCUUGCGUAUGUGUAUAAAUAAUACAGUAUCAAUACUGAGCUCCAUAUGUAACGUUCAAAACAGAACUCAAUUCUAUCGCAUUUCGUAGAUCCUCCUUACAAAAACUGAUGUAUGAAAGAGCUUUCAGUUCUCAUUAUAUUACUUGACCUAUGCCUGACCCAGUUCCAAAGUUCCAUUUCAGUUUUGGAGCCCUAUAUUUUUACAUGUUUGACAUUGAAACAAAUGUGUGUUUACUUUAUCCUUAUAGUUAAUAAAUACAGUUAUUGUAUGUAUUAAUAUGUACAUAGUUGUUAAAAUUUGGUCAUUCGCUUUUUCUGAGACAUUUGAGACUUACAAGGAGUACAUCGCGAAUGUGUAGCAGUCUCACGUCAGAAACCCAAUUCCCUAAAACAAAUGUCCGUUUCUAAAAGUUUAAGGCACUAAACCAUUGAAUAACUCUGUGUAUCAUCACAAAUUUUACGACAAGUUUUCCAGAGAGUUGUUUUAGAUCUAAGGAAAUGAAAUCUGCCUGAAAAUGGCCUCUUAGACGUUCUGCGCAGGCGCAACCGUUAUUGUUUCUUUCGUAGAAAGGACUUCCUUUGUAUAUUACUGAUUCGUGUACAUAUAUUUUCAAAGUAUCUGUGAUUUAUUGAUGCGUACAUGCAUGCUACGUUGGUUCACAUGUGUAAGAGACUUUCAGAAGGACUUUCAACUGUAGUAUGUGGCCAAGGAGACUUUAUAACGUGUUACCUCAAUAAAGACCAACCGAUCAGAGCACGACCAUGGCGUACACCUCAAUAAUUUCCUUCGAAUCCCUCUUAUAAAUGUUUUUCAGUAAAUAAUAAACCAUUUGCUGUACCAGUUAAAAGUUAAUAAAUACCUUUUGGCAGCUGCUAAAUAUUUAUAAAUAUAUAUUUAUUCUAUUACAUGCGUUUUGUUUUAUUGAUUCAGAUAGUCCUCAAUGGUCGAUAAAACGAAUUGCGUAUGGUAAAAUAAAUACGCAUGUUUUAUCAGUCGCAAAGACUGAUAUUAAACACGUUUAAUAAUUGCAAAGCCAGUGCGGAGUGCGGACGCUAUGGACACACCAAUGGACAUUUAAUAUACUCCAAGAAAACGUAAUACUCGUAUUACAUUUAACUUCGUUGCAACUUUUUGUGUUUACUUUUGUAGCGACUCAGCUUCCGUAUUAGAACUUUAAUUUGUGUGUGUUCCGGUAGAAGACGGCACAAUUGAUGAAAAUCGGAAAUAUAACUGAACUGGCAUAAAUAUUCCAAAAUGGGUAGGGGAGAGUGUAAUACUUCUUAAGUGAUGGCACUCAGUUUAUGUGCACUGCUGUCUUUUUCUGAAAUUACAAAAAUUAUCUCUUUCCAAAUGUGAAAACAUGUUCCCAGGAACAACUUACUAAUGUUCCUAGGAAUAAAUAUUCGACUGAAAUUUAAAUGUGCUGAAAUUGAGAAAGUAUCAGUACUGUAUUUAACAGUCUGUCUACUACAUUAUUACUUUACUACGCACCAAAAACACAAAGUGCACUCAGAUGAAACAGAAAUACAAUCAACAUCUAGUUAAAUACAUUUUUAAAGAGAAAGUAUUGGAAACUAUCACAGAUUUCUAUUUUCAAUACAGAUAAAAUUGUUAAGACAUUAAAGAAACACAGUUAAUUUGCGAGUGUCACAUGUUCAAUAGUGAAAGACCUUUUAUAUCAAGAUGCAAGAUACUGUAUGACGGAUGAAGUAUGGCUUAAAAGGUCAUAUAAAUAGCAUUUUACUUACCAUUAAAUAUUGUAGCGGAAGAACUGACAAUACAUAUAAUAGUGUUAACCCUCACAGUACAAAGGGGGACAGGUUACAUUAUGCCCACCUUUUGAAUAUAUUGUAAUGUGGUCUGUCACAUUACAUUUUAAAAUUUUGAAAAAUUAUAGGUUGGUAGCACACUUUAUUGAGAGUGUAUUGACAUUUCUAAGAUGUGCGAACGGACCCUAAUUCCCGCUAUAAAAAGUGUAUUGUUAUGUAAUCCAAAGGAAUUAACGAAUCUUUUUGGACGGAAGCUAGGCAUAAAGUACCCCCCUCCACCCCCGGUAUUGCUAGGAUUCACAGAUUAUACAGCACUUAAAUGUAUAGAAUGUGAAAUGUUUACAAGUGCUGCGCAAAUCAAAACUUCAUUUCUAACAAGAACAAAAAUUGUAGAAAAUGGCGGAAACUGUUAUUGGCGGUCUCUAGUGGGCAUUCUUUCAUGCGAUUUGAAAGUCAAUUACUAGACUGAAGUACCGAUCAAAAGACUGGUGUGCUGUAGGUACAAUACUCUCUAGGUACAACACUCUCUCCUACCGAAACGGAAGCGUUGACACAUACGUCGAACAUGGUACACUGAAGUGGAAAAAUACGAAUGCUUAGUGAAAAUGUUGGUCACGAUAAGUACAGAAGUACUCUCAUUUUCGCACGGAUAUGUGUUUCUGUUGGAAUUGUUAACGACAGGGAAUGAGGUCGAUUUUUCUUGUAUGUGCGACUAACAUAAUAAUAAACAAUACCACGUGAAAAUGAAUUAAUACAAAAUGACAUCAAAUACCACAUAAAACGUUACUCAUAAGGAGCAUACAGCCAACUCACUUACACACAUAUCUUUUCAGAGUUUUAUGUGUAGCUGAACUGUUGUGUAUUUACUAGGAAGACCGUUUUGAUUCAACUUGUCAUGCUAACCAGUCCUGCGUAAGCAUCUUCAUCUACGAAUAUGGACAUGUAGUGCAAGUUUCAUGCAUCUGAUACUUGCUUAAGACAGACUCGCCUUGGACUUCCUCUUACAAUUUUUAACUCACUCAUUUCCCUCGAUUACCGAAUAAACUAUGCCUUGAUAGUGCAGGAAGUGCCCUGUCCAUCUGUCCCUUUUUUUAGUCAAAUUCAUCACGACUUGACUCACUAUCUCUUCAUUCGUUAUCCAAUCUACGCAUCUACUCAUCACCAUUCUUCUGUAACACCACAUUUGAAAAGCUGUUUCCUCUUCUUGACUCCCAGGUUCAUAUCUUUGAUACAGUUUCAGAAGAUAGUACCUAACCUUUAAAUUUGUAUUCAGUGCCACCAUUCUUAUUUUUUCAGAAAACUUCUUGCUAUUGCGAUUCUGCAUCUUAUAUACUCUUUACUUUGCAUGCAUAUAGCAACACUCGUGUAUUGCUAUUAUUGUCAUUUACUAAUCUGAAUCCUUCAGCGUCACGUGAUGUAAUUCGAUUACGUCAAGAUACCCUUGUUUAAAUAUCACUGAUAUUGAUCGAGGGAAAUGAACUGGUCGUGUGGCAUUGUUGGCCGGGAGGCCCCAUCUGGGGAAACCCUGACCGUGACGGUAUCCAUUCCGCUGGACUUAUCUUUAAUUCUUUUGCCGUCUCUGGCAGAAUUUCCAUUUUAGCAGAAAACCUGAAAACUUUUAUUUCUUCUCCUUUCAGAUUAAAACUCAAUUUCCUUUCCUAAUUUCUCCUUGGUUUGCUUCACAGGUUCCUCAAUCCACAGAUUGAAUAACAUUGAGAAUUGGCUACAGCGCUGUCUCACUCCCUUCGAAACUAUUGCUUCCCUGUCAAGCCCCCGACUCUUAUAACAGCAGUCUAGUUUCUGUUAAAGUUGCAGAUAAUCUUUGACUACCAGUAUUUUAUGUCGAUGCCCAAGUCACAAAAGUCAAUAAAUUUAUGAUCAUAGAAUCCUUUCGUAAUGGUAACAGUUGAAUUUAUCUCUUUUUUCGGGAGGUGGGGGGAGGGGAGAACGAUACACUUAGCAAUGAGCGUAUCUAAAAUAAGAUCGCGUAAUCUCUUAAAGAACACCGUCUUCGACCGUUUUCAACACACGCGAGUUAUUUACUUUUCACAACAAUCCAAAAUGACGCAUGUCUUCCCCUAACUGGAGAAAACUGUCUCUCCGACGCUGCAGUCUGCAUUGGCCAUGAGUGUUUGGGAACCGGUCAACGCACUCGCCGCGCGCUCUGAAUGGUCGGCUCUCCUGUGCGCUCGGCAGACCUGCGCAGCCCACACAUAACGCCGGAUGUACGAGAAGGGGGAGCGGGAUCGACUCUCUCUUUCCACAGCGAAUGUCAUUCUUUGUUGAUGUUAUUGUUCUAGACAAAUCUUUAACGUUAACGUAGAGAUUUAUCAGAAAAAAUGUGUGUUAAUAAAUUAUGGUGCUGUCUGAGAAAAAUAAAUGUUUCUUUU
Molecule: messenger RNA, 11499 nt
Organism: Schistocerca cancellata (South American locust)
Lineage: Eukaryota; Metazoa; Arthropoda; Insecta; Orthoptera; Acrididae
Gene: VAChT
Product: vesicular acetylcholine transporter
Exons: 2
Coding region: 466-2550 (694 amino acids)
Biological process (GO): xenobiotic transport; transmembrane transport; chemical synaptic transmission
Cellular component (GO): membrane; AP-2 adaptor complex; terminal bouton
Molecular function (GO): acetylcholine transmembrane transporter activity; xenobiotic transmembrane transporter activity
Source: RefSeq, a predicted model, not a curated record